AUGACCUCUGAGAAAGCACGCCAACGCCUCACAAUGCUGAGUGAGCAACUCGCAGUGCCCGCCGAAGACCCGGGUAUGUUCGAAGACAUCCCGAAGAUACGUCGGAUUGCAGGUGACUCAGCUGGACAACGCACAAAAGGCAAAGUUGUUAUAAUAACCGGCACAAAUUCCGCCAUGGGAAUCGGCCGCGCGACAGCCCACCAAUUCGCGCAUAACGGGGCACGGGCCGUAUAUUUAUGCGAUUACGAUGAUGAACACCUCCCUGUACACAAACGAGAGCUGGAAAGCUUGUACCCGGAGAUGGACGUUCAUAUCCGGCAAUUUGAUGCCGCUGAGGAAGAGGCAGUGAAGAAUGUGGUACAAGAAGCACUAGAUAAAUAUGGACGACUGGACGUUUUUUUUGCCAAUGCGGGUCGGGCGAGCGGGAGUGUGUUCACUGAUAUAGACGCUGACGACUGGAUGGAGAUGAUGAGGGUUAACACGUUGAGUGUAUUUCUUGCUGCAAAGUAUGGCGCGAAAGCUAUGCUCAAGACAUCAAAGGACAAGCCCUACCCUUGCGGUUCUAUUAUUGGGACAGCGUCCGUUGCUGGCAUCCGCUCGAACGCUGGGUCAACUGAUUACUCCGCAUCUAAAGCCGCUGUGGUUUCCAUCGCUCAGACAGUCUCUUAUCAACUGGCUGGUACUGGAAUUCGGUGUAACGCCAUCUGCCCAGGUGUUAUCGAGACGGGUAUGACGAAGCCCAUGUACGAUGCUGCAAGGGCGAAGGGAACGCAGAAGAAGAUUGGACAAUUGAACCCGCUGAAGAGGGGUGCGGCGGCGGACGAGGUUGCGCGUGUGGCACUCUUCUUGGGAAGCGACGAAAGCAGCUAUGUCAACGGGCAGGCAUGGGCUGUUUGUGGUGGAUUAAGCGCAGGUCAUCCGUUUGUACCCGGAAAGAUGGCGUAG
This is a messenger RNA of Pseudovirgaria hyperparasitica, 945 nucleotides long. RefSeq names its product dehydrogenase with different specificitie. The record is from RefSeq and is a predicted model, not a curated record. The coding region runs from base 1 to 945 and encodes 314 amino acids. The transcript has 4 exons. Lineage: Eukaryota; Fungi; Ascomycota; Dothideomycetes; Acrospermales; Acrospermaceae. Gene Ontology annotation, molecular function: oxidoreductase activity.